AUGGAUAUGGCAAAGAAUAGAGGUUUCUUAUUCGUCGCAAAGAGGAAGGGAAAGGGUUGUGCGACUGAGACUGAGCAGCUAGGGUCACAGAAGCGACAUAAAAUUGAAUAUGAGGCAACUAUUCCUAUAAGAGGGGUCUCUUGUGGGAGGAUUGUUGAACAGAGGAGCCUGGUUAAUAUCAGGAUAGAAAGUCAAAUUACAGAGCGAGGACUUAAGUUUUUCUUUGAAAAGAUGGAGGG
Ilex paraguariensis (yerba mate) is the source of this 239-nucleotide messenger RNA. Lineage: Eukaryota; Viridiplantae; Streptophyta; Magnoliopsida; Aquifoliales; Aquifoliaceae. The record is from the annotation of a GenBank genome assembly.